AUGCACCAGCGGCAGCAGCAGCAGCGGGGGCCCUCUGCUGCAAUACAGGUUGCGGCGAACACAGCAGCACUAGCCAGCAGCAGCAGCAGCAAUCACUCGCUUGAUGGAGAGCCUCUCUCGGGCCCGCUGCAGCCCCUGAGGGGGAUGGUGCUGCUGCAGAAGGUUGGGGUGGAGCAGAAGACAAAAGGAGGGCUGCUGCUGCCCACAGACGCUCGUCAGGAGAAGGCCCUUGGCCGCGUCAUCGCCACGGGCCCUGGACAGCUGGAUUCGGAAACAGGCAAGCGGAUCACCUGUGAAGUCAAGGAAGGAGACGUCGUGGUGUAUACAAAACACACGGGAGAGACGCUGAAGUAUGACGGGGCUGACUGCGUGCUGCUUUCCAGCGAAGAGCUGCUGGCGAAGGUGGCGGACCCUGAGGCGCUGCAGCCUUCAGAUGUACAGCCACUUGGAGACACAGUGUUUGUACGCGUCUUGAAGCCGUCGGAUAAGAGCGCUGGGGGGUUGCUGCUGGUGCCGCAGCAGCAGCAGCGGCUGCUGCAGCAAGCUGAGGUUGUGGCAGUCGGUAGCGGCAAGAUGACUCCGCAGCAGACAAGGAUGCCUGUUGAGGUUUCUGUUGGAGACAAAGUAGUUUAUUCGAGUUAUCUGGAGGAGUCGUCGCAGCUGAAGAUAGGAGAGCAAAUUUAUGCCUUCGUGCGGGCCUCUGAUAUUGCUGCAAAGUGGUAG
Eimeria acervulina is the source of this 723-nucleotide messenger RNA. Its product is annotated as 10 kDa chaperonin, putative. Bases 1 to 723 code for a protein of 240 amino acids. NCBI's taxonomy places the organism in Eukaryota, Apicomplexa, Conoidasida, Eucoccidiorida, Eimeriidae. The record is from RefSeq and is a predicted model, not a curated record. The transcript has 7 exons. Gene Ontology annotation, molecular function: ATP binding; metal ion binding; protein-folding chaperone binding.